Penicillium brasilianum is the source of this 2290-nucleotide messenger RNA. The record is from the annotation of a GenBank genome assembly. NCBI's taxonomy places the organism in Eukaryota, Fungi, Ascomycota, Eurotiomycetes, Eurotiales, Aspergillaceae.
CAACUGGCUAGGCUGACCGCCAUUAGCUUAUCAAAGCAAUUCUAUAACUGUGUAUUUAUAUCAAGCUGUCUCCCAGGGCGUCUAGAUUAGGUAUGAUAGAACAUCCACGUUGAUGACAUAAGUCUUGGGCUCCGAUCGCGGUCCCGCCUCCGCAAGAAAAAAGAGUCAGAGGGGGGGCAAGAAUUUCUUCAUUGGCCCUUCUUUCCCUCUCCCAAGCCAUUGACCUUUUUGGAUUUCACCUUUUCGGGUGAUUCUACAUCUGUCAAAAUCGUCAUGUCGGAAGAGCCCAUCACAAACGGGGUAGCGACGCCCGUCACCCCCAAGAUGAGUGGCUUGGCUUUGACCGAAUAUACCGCCGCUCCGACUCCCCCCUCCGAGCGCGCAGAGCGUAUUCCCGGAGUGCCUCCCAACUGGGGCAUUCCUAAUGCUUUCCUGCUGCCCAAUGGAUACCCCGAUUAUCUGCGAUUGAUCCUUACAUCUCGAGUCUACGAUGUUAUCGACGAGAGCCCUCUUCACCAUGCCGUCAACCUCAGCAACCGACUCGAGAGCCGAGUCUUGCUCAAGCGAGAGGACUUGCUGCCUGUCUUCAGCUUCAAGCUCCGCGGCGCUUACAACAAGAUGGCCCAUCUGAACCCAGAGCAGCGGUGGAAGGGUGUCAUUGCUUGCUCUGCCGGCAACCAUGCACAGGGUGUCGCUUAUUCUGCUCGCAAGCUGAGAAUCCCCGCUACCAUCGUUAUGCCCUCCGGUACCCCGGCCAUUAAGCACCUGAACGUUGCCCGCCUGGGUGGUAGCGUCGUUCUCCACGGAAAUGACUUUGAUGCCGCCAAGGACGAGGCCCACCGGUUGGAGAAGCAGCAUGGUCUGACCAACAUCCCGCCAUUCGAUGACCCGUACGUCAUUGCCGGUCAAGGUACCAUCGGUAUGGAGCUUUUGCGCCAGGCAAAUUUGGACAAGCUGGAGGCAGUGUUCUGCGGUGUUGGUGGUGGCGGUCUGAUUGCUGGUAUCGGUGUAUACCUUAAGCGCAUUGCACCUCACGUCAAGGUCAUUGGUGUUGAGGCUUAUGACGCCAAUGCCAUGGCCAAGUCAUUGGAUGAAGGUGAACGUGUCUUCCUCAAGGAGGUCGGUCUCUUCGCGGAUGGUGCUGCUGUGAAGUCCGUUGGUGAGGAGACCUGGAGGGUCAGCCGAGAGGUCAUUGAUGAGAUCAUCCAGGUCUCUACCGAUGAGAUCUGCGCUGCCAUCAAGGAUGUUUUUGAGGAUACCCGCUCCGUUAUCGAGCCCGCUGGCGCGCUCAGUCUUGCCGGUCUGAAGAAAUACAUCUCCAAGAACCCCAGCCCGGACACUGGCCGUGAGCUGAUUGCCAUCACCUCCGGUGCAAACAUGGACUUUGACCGUCUACGCUUUGUUGCCGAGCGCGCUGCUCUUGGGGAGAAGAAGGAGGCUCUUCUCAGCGUCAAGAUCCCCGAGAAACCCGGUGCAUUUGCUACACUUGUCGAAGUCAUCCUCCCCCACGCCGUGACCGCUUUCAGCUACCGCUAUGCUCAUGACGACUCGGCCGAUGUCCUCAUGGGCAUCUCUCUGUCUGCCCACACUGGCCGCGAUGACCUGGCCAAGAUCAUGGAGGAGUUGGAGAAGGCCGGCAUGACUACCCGUGACCUGAGCGAGGAUGAGCUUGCGAAGCGCCAUGUGCGGUUCAUGGUCGGUGGCCGCUCUAGCGUUGCCGACGAGCGUCUGUUCAUGUUCGAGUUCCCCGAGCGACCGGGUGCGCUGGCCAAGUUCUUGACUACCCUUCGCCCUAACCAGAACAUCUCUCUGUUCCACUACCGCAACUAUGGCGGCGACGUGGGCAAGGUUCUUGCAGCGAUCCAGUGCCCAGCUGCUGAGAAGGAUGAUCUCGAGUCUUUCCUUAAGGAUUUGGGCUAUCCUUUCAGUGAGCACACCGAUUCGCCUACCUAUCAGACCUUCCUCCGCCCUUGAUAAUGUCCUUGCAUUUUGUCGCAUAUGCCAAUGUCCAUAGUGCAGAUAUCCAGAUUGGGGUUUUGGUCGACGAUCAUGUUGCUUCAUUUCAUUUUUCUCUAUUUUAGCGGUUUAAAAGUGCAAGUCUUUUCUGAUGUGCUUUCAUUCCCCAAUUCGGCGUUUGGGUUUCAGUUCAGAAUAGACAAUUGGGAAAUCGGUUCCUACUUUACCAUGGCUUUUGUACAUCAAUAUGAAUCAUAUUCUACGAAAUAUCCGUCUGGCUACUUGAUCGGCAGGUUCUCUAUCCAGGAGAACAAAAUUCUGGACUUUAAUCAAG